AUGCCGGAUUCUUCGCGCCCCCUUGGCGCCGCGACCCUGCAGUUCUGUACGGGCCGCUCUAUGUCAUCAUUCGUUGGCCUGUCUUUGAUACUCACCGCUCAAUUCUCCACUAUUCAUGUGCGAGCGAAGGAGGGCCCCGGUACACUGCAGACUCAUGGCUCGAACAUAUUUAGUUGUUCUCCCCACAAUGGGGACCCCGAUAGUGCUGAGGCCGCGGUGACGCUCAGUCCGGAGAGUCCCAUGAUGUCGUUGGAGUGCUCAGACGGAGGCGAGUUUAUGCCUCGCUACGGGACGCUCUCUACACUGCUCGACGUGUGCAAGUCGUCCGCGACAAAUAAAAAAGAGUGUGAAACAUCUCGUGCCGCACUCACAGACUUUGUCCCCAAGGCAGAGAGGCAGUGGUAUUCGACAAUCCAAAUCCUCAACGAGCAGAAAAAACCGAACGGAUACAAGUACACAUUCCAGGUUCCAGAUGAAGGCUUCCCCCCAGUCCGGACACAAUACAAAUUUGGGUGUCAAUACGAAACUGGCGAAUAUUGUAUGCUCACCGCUACGGUUGAGCCUGCAUCGACGCGCGCAGGUAGUCAGACGGCAACGUGUGUGUACCUGGAGGAUGGUCCUGCAAAUUUUCAGCUAAAUAUGACACAAUCUCAUAAUGCCAUAACUGUUGCGUGUGGUAAACUCAGUGUCCCUUUGCCAGAGAAGCAUCAUUUUGAGUACUGUUCUGGAAAUUCUGUGGAGCCAGAGCGAUGUGUGCCGAAGCCGAUGACAGACAUCCUCCCUCGGUACCGCCCUGUUUAUUGGACUGGCACCAAGCAAUCCGUGGAAGGAGCAGUCUUCGAGAUUCCUGAGGAGGACUUCCCCUCGAAGCCUGUAUCGUUCCGUAUCGGGUGCUCACGCUACGAUGGUGCGGGUCCGUACUGCAAUAUCAAAGUCAACGUGGCUGCCGCGGCCACGACAACGGAAAGAACAACUCUUGAGGCACCCCGGGGGCAGGUCACGCCGCCGCGUGGAGGAGGCAGUGUCACUUGUAGCGGAACUUUCUCACUCGGGUUGGUGGUCCUAGGAGUUCUACUCGCGGUAUGA
Molecule: messenger RNA, 1086 nt
Organism: Besnoitia besnoiti
Lineage: Eukaryota; Apicomplexa; Conoidasida; Eucoccidiorida; Sarcocystidae
Product: SAG-related sequence
Exons: 1
Coding region: 1-1086 (361 amino acids)
Cellular component (GO): membrane
Source: RefSeq, a predicted model, not a curated record